This is a messenger RNA of Scutellospora calospora, 287 nucleotides long. The record is from the annotation of a GenBank genome assembly. NCBI's taxonomy places the organism in Eukaryota, Fungi, Glomeromycota, Glomeromycetes, Diversisporales, Gigasporaceae.
AUAUUUUUGAAAUUGAUCAAGAAGGAGAAAUUAAAGAUCAUGAAAAACGUCGUAAAAAUAAUCUUGAUAAAGUAGAAAGUUAUGAAUAUAUUGAAGAUCAAAAAAAUGAUGAUGCCAAAGCUGAACAUUUGGUUUCUUUCAUUGGUUCAUUGGAUAAAAAAAGAAAACGAAUCGAUAAUGACAGUCCUAUAGAAAAACAUAAAAAGCAGAUCAAAGAACGUACAGAGGCUUAUGAAGAAUCAGAAUAUAAUCUAACAACUAGAGAGUCUUCAACUGGUAAAAAGAAG